Hordeum vulgare subsp. vulgare (domesticated barley) is the source of this 5218-nucleotide messenger RNA. RefSeq names its product glycosyltransferase family 92 protein RCOM_0530710-like. The record is from RefSeq and is a predicted model, not a curated record. Bases 2581 to 4368 code for a protein of 595 amino acids. The transcript has 7 exons. NCBI's taxonomy places the organism in Eukaryota, Viridiplantae, Streptophyta, Magnoliopsida, Poales, Poaceae.
AUAUAGGUGACCCUAGUUGUUUUUGGUUUUGUGCUUGAUUAAUUUAAACGCUAGUUUUAUUUUGCAUUUGUUCAAACCUAAACCAUAAUUAUUUUGAAGCGUCCAUUCAUCCGCUAGGCGACAUCCACGUCCUUUCAGACUCCAACUCCCUCGUCGACGACAACCAACCUAGCCCUCGCCACAAUAGGUUGGGACCCAUGCCUGCCUAUGCCAAACAGUCAACUAGACAACCACCCGCGUCAGCGACUAGCCAACUCGAACUCUAUCGACUAAUAUUGCUGGAGAAAAGUGCUCAACGUGCAUUAAACAAGCAUCGGAACCAAGCACCAAGCUAGUGUCAUCGUCCCCACGAAGCUCCAACUCGGCAGGUCCGACUCCAUAAAGGUUUAGCAAGGCACCCUCGAACGUGCUUGAUGACACUAACUACGAAAACCUGGCUGCGACGCAACUCCGCUCGAAGUUGCCAUUGUUGCUGAACAAGAAGCACACUGCUCUAAUACAUACUCGUCGCCCUAGCAUCCUCAUGGCGAAAGAACCCGCCAACCAAGGCAAGCAUUAUUGUAGCCACCGCUCCUUCUAGGAUAAUGAGAACACAUGUUCCCUUAGAGCCUAAGAGAGAAGGGUAGAGGCCCUUGAAUCACGACGCCUCCAAGAAGGUAGUAGUGGCCGUUGGCAUUUUCAUUGUUGGCUUCUACCGAGCCGGAGCAAGGCUUUUGCCUCACGAAGCGCGCCCUCCUCUUGAAUCGGCCGACGAAGCUCAACAUUCACCUCGAACCCCAGCUACUAGUGUACCAUGCACCUCUCCCGCAUCAUCUGUGCCCCAUAGUCGUCGAAGUGCCCACAUUGGCACCCGCAACACACACGAAUUUGUCGGUGUUGAGCACCCCAAGAUCACAAUACUCAAGUGGUCGACAAACAACCUCUCAGUUGACCUUGCACUUUGCAUCGGUUGUCUUAUCAGCGGUGGACCAAAGGAACACCCACUUGAUCUUAUUUUGAUUGUGGAGGGUGCUUUGGGAAUCACAAGUGGUGUGAUGGAAUAAACAGUUUGGGAGGUGAUUACAAACUUGACAAGCACCGUAGGCCCAAUGAUGAUGAUGUUUUGGCCCUCUUAGGUGACCAAUUAAGAUCACUUGGGGUAAGUCCAAUGACGGUCAUGACUUUUAAGUUUUAAUCAAAAAAGGAAAGUGUUGUCGUGUUUUUGGUGGUUGUUUGGUGAAGAGUGAAACCGAUACGAGAUCAGCCUUGACGAGCCAAGACUUAGGAGAUAGAAGUAGUGUAGGCUGCCCUCAGGGUGUCGAUAAACUGGGUGGACGUCAUUGUCAGUGUCUGGUUAGUUUUGCGUGACCCAACCAGCUCUUCAAACAACUCCUACCGACGUCACUCAUAUCCAGUCUGUAUAUAUGGGCGACACGGAGCGUUUUGGACACGCCAGCCACGUCAGCCUGACACACAUGGACCCCACUCCCUCCCUACUAAAAAUCCCCACUCGAACCAAACCCUAGCUUCACUCUCUGCUCUGCCUCUCGUCGCUUCCCUUACCCUCUCGACCCGCUCCUCUCUCGAUGUUGAGCUUAGCGGCGGCAACACCGGAUUGGACAUCGAGGACGAUCCCAUUGACUGGGAUGCCUUCGUUCGUGAGGUGGAGGCACACGACGUAGUGCAGCUUGCCCUGUGCAUCGCUCUGAAGCGGCGGCGGGUCGACACGUGUGGUUGCUUAGGCUUAGCUUUGUCACGUGUCCCGUCAUCGUAGCGCCGACAUCGUCCCGUUGCGCACGGCACGCAGCUCCACGUGCUCCAUUAUGUUGUCCUGAUGCCUUCCAACUCCUUUAGCGGCUGUCCGAAUCGGAGGCGUGUGUCGCUUGUCGCAUCUUCCUCUCGGUGGCUCAAAAGAUCAAAACUAAUUUUAUGGUUAGUUUAGAUUUUUUGAUAAAGAGAUUAAUUUGGACGACUCUAAAUAAAAUAUUUGCUUCACUUUUUCCUCCUCGGUUCGAAAAUAACUGAAGUUCUACGCUUGAUCUAACUCAAAUUUGGUUAGGUUUGACCAAAUUUAUGUAAAAAUACAAUAACAUCUACUCGUAGUAGAACACCAGUACAAAAAAAAAAGUACUAUGUUUAUUUGAUAUUGCAGACCUUAUCACACUUUUUAAAUAAAUUUGAUCAAACAUACUACAAAUUUAAAACUUUAAUUAUUUUGAAACAGAGGGAGCAGGAAGAAAAUUAUGCCAGAACACACGACCAGCCUGAAGUAUUUUGUUUUUUUGAGAGAGAACCAACGAAGACUCGACGCGGUCCGUAAUCUGUUUUUUUUUUUUUUGACGCGACGCAAUGGCGAUACGACUCGACCAAACCUCGCUGCGUCGGUCGGACCGGAAGGAACAGCUGGCGUCGAUCGGUCGGUCCGUAGUCUGUACGCUACCAUAUACGUAGCGCGCACGCUACAGUAUACGGCGUAGAAUACCUAGGGCAGAUCGCAAGAUUUCUCGCGUAGAAUACCUAGCAUUUUCCUCCCAAAACCAAUCGCAAGAUUUUUCGCGCGAACUCGAAUCUCCAGCUCUCCGCUCCGAUCGCCCCGCCGCCAUGGCGCAUCACCCACGCCGCAGCUGCCUGCGCCGUGUCUUGACCAUCGCCGGCGGUGUGUCAACCGGCCUCAUCCUGCUCGCCGGCGGCCAUACCUACGCCCACGGCCAGCUCUUCUCGCCGUCCUUGUUGCCCCACGGCCUCGGCGGCGGCGCCGACUGCUCGCCCUCCUUCGCCCCGCCGCCCUUCGCCCCGCCACCCUUCGCCCUCUCGCCGCUGCCGCCCUACCUCCUAUCGGAGGCCGAGGCCUCGCCCCCGCAGCCGGAAGCCAGCCUCCCGCGCCGCCUUCUGCCCGUUCGCCGCUCGCCGCCGCCGCCCUGCCUCCCCGCGAACUCGGGGUCGGAGGCCGACCGCUCGCCGCCGCAGCACGACGACGCGGAUGCCGUCUUGCUCCCGGACGGGGAGGUCCUUCUCCUGGCUGACGCUGAGCCUGGCGCCAAGGCGACGUGCGCCUUCCAGGGUGGGGCGUCGUCCCCGGCGAGCACGCUCGGGAGGCUGCCGGGGUCGGGCCGCCACGCGUACGUAUGCCUAAUGCCAGAACCUGCCCGGAGCCUCCAGCUGCUCCAAGCGCCCCUGCUGCUCCCCGCCUCCGCUUCCUCUGCUGAUUGCCCUGACCGCACGUCGUUGCUGAAUUGGAGCGACCGGAUCGCCUUCACCUCUGUAACUCUCGACAGCGGCGAUGUCCUCGUCUUUGCAAAGGGCGUCAACCAUGCUGCUGGCGCAGUCCGGUGCGUCUAUCGCCACUGCGGCGACGCCCAUGGCGUGGCGGCAUCCUUCCCUGCCAUCACCUCCGUACAGCAGGUUACCAGGUGCCCUGCUCCACCCAUGCUUCUGAACUCCAGGAAAACAGAGUUCCGUGUCACGGUGGCAGCCACCGGCGAAGAUCCGAUCCCCUCUAUUGCGACUUAUCGUCCACAGCAGAGUGAAAGUGGCUUGGUGGUGACACCGGCCCGAAAGAACCUGAUUUGCGCUUGCACUAUGGUUCACAACGUGUCUAAGUUUCUUCGCGAAUGGGUGCUGUAUCAUGCCGCUGUCGGGGUAGACCACUUCAUCCUGUAUGACAACGGAAGUAAGGAUGAUUUUGCAGAACAAGUGGCCCACUUGAGGUCAGCCGGAAUCAGCAUCUCUACCUUGCCUUGGCCGUGGAUCAAAAUGCAGGAAGCCGGCUUCUCCCAUUCUGCUGCAACGCACCAGAGUUCUUGCAAGUGGGUGGCAUUUAUAGAUGUCGACGAAUUCAUUUUCUCGCCCAACUGGAAAGGAUCCGAGAAACCGUCAAAAUCAAUGCUUCAAGCUAUUGUUCCGGUUGAUCCAGACGUCGGGCAGGUGUAUCUGCCGUGCUUUGAUUUUGCCCCCUCUGGCCAAACAUCACACCCACAGGAGGGUGUCAUCCAAGGAUACACAUGCCGCCUGAAGAAGAUUCUCAGGCACAAAUCGCUGGUUCUUCUUGAUGCGGUGGACCAUUCUUUGGAGAACGCAAUUCACCACUUCACGCUCAAGGCUGGCUUCAGAAGCAUAUGGAACAUGCAGGCGCGUGUCAACCAUUAUAAAUACCAGGCAUGGAGUGAGUUCAAGUAUAAGUUCAAACGACGAGUAUCCGCCUACGUGGCUGACUGGAGAGAUCCGAUCAACCUUGAGUCUGCUGACCGGGCCCCCGGCUUAGGAGUUGAUGGUGUUGAACCGGUUGGUUGGGCACAAAGGUACUGUGAGGUCAAGGAUUACCUUCUUCAGGAAUUGAGUGCAAGAUGGUUUGGCACUGGACUAGGAAGUCCGGGAUCUCAGGAUACUUAGGCCUGGCUUUAUCUGUAACCUGCGGGUGUCUAGAAGGAUCUAGAGGCAUUAGAGAUGGAAUUGUAAUCUAGUUUAAACCUGUCUCCUUGCCUCCCAAGAUCAAUCUAGAAAACCGACCUGUACAUCGCUUGCCACGUUCGGCACCAAUAAAUAAACAUCAGGCGGCCUCCAAUGGAGCCCUUCAUCCACACCGCCACCGCCAUCUCUGAGAAUUCUUGUCCAGCACUGAAAAAUCCAUUCAUAAGGUUCAUAGGAUGGCAGAAUAAGUUUGCGGAAGGUAUGCUGUCCAUUUAUCCAGGAUUCCAUGGUCUGCAGUAAUAGUGGAAUCUGUCACUGGAAGUAUUAUCUAACUGAUAUAUUUCAGGUUUGGUAUCACUUAUGCUCUAGCACCAUCCCAUUGAGCCAUGAGAUCUGAACCAAUGAAUUCAGAUAACAUCUACCAUGUUUACGGAUCACUACAUUUCCUGUUGGAACAAUGCGAUAUCCCUUUUUCAGGAACCAUCUGAAAACGGGCUUCAUGCUUUUCUGAAUUAUUCAGCGGCACGCAUUACAUGCUCGCUGUUAGAUAUCAUCUCUGCUCUAGCCAGGAGAACUUUGACCAGGACAACAUUUUACAAAGGUUUGGUACUAAUUUCUCGAAAAAUCGUGCUUUUUGCAGCACCAUCCUGUUGUGCCAUGAGAUCUGAACCAAUGAAUUCAGAUAACAUCUACUAUGUUUACGGAUCACUACAUGUUCCAUUGGAACAAUGUUUGCUACUAAAUUCGCAAAAAAAAUCGUGCUUUUGCAUCACCAUCCUGUGGAACCACGAGACCUGAUCCAAUGAAUUUACUGAACGUUUUCUAUGUUUUA